GGGCCAGCAGCGAGCCAACCCGCCUCUCAGAAUCUUCUUCCCAGCGCGCAUCCGGCAUCCCACAAGGCUCGGCCAAUCCCGAUCCUUCCUCCCUUCCUCCCCGUCCCGCCACUCCACCACGAGCGCCAGCAUGAUCUCCCCGCGCCCCGCGCUGUCCCCGAGCUUCCUCGCCUUCCGCCCGGGCUCCCCGGCCGCGUCGCCGCCGCCCUCCCCGCGCCUCCACGCGCCGCCGCCCUCCUCCGCGUCCUUCUCCGCCUCCGCCUCCGCCGCCGUCACCGCGCCAGACCACGCGGCUGCCAGCUCCUCCUUCUACGACGUCCUCGGCCUCCGCCCGGGCGCCAGCCCGCGCGAGAUCAAGGCCGCGUACCGCCGCCUGGCGCUCGCCGUCCACCCGGACGCCGCCCCGCACCCCGCCUCCUCCUCCGCCGCCGAGGACUUCAUCCGCGUCCACGCCGCCUACUCCACGCUCUCCGACCCCGACAAGCGCGCCGACUACGACCUCCGCCUCCUCCUCUCCGCCGGGCGCCGCCGCGCGCAGUCGGUGACGCUCGGCCGCUCGCCCACGUUCCCGGCGCGCCGCUCCCGCCGCACCUGGGAGACUGACCAGUGCUGGUGAGUGGCGACAACGUAAAGAUCUCUCCCGCGCAUGCGGCCGGAGCGGCCUCUCGCUGUCUCCGUCGGGCCGCCGAACCUUCCAAUUCAAGUUCCAUUUGGACGGGAACGCAAAGAUCCCCGCAGCCACUGGGCUAGCUUGUGGCCAGGCUCUACGCUUCUAGAAGAAUAGUAGUAUAACCUCGCACGCUUCACCGGCGACCUGUAAAAAUGCUGGAAUCGUAUGGUGUGUGACGUUCCCUUGUUUUGGAUCGUGGAUGUGUGUGUAUGACUUGGCUUGGCGAUGUAAUAUUGUGAUAGGAUAUAUAGGUUAACUUAUUAAUCUACACUGGAGAUAAGGCCUGAUGGCCACAACAAUAAUGCAGUCCAGGUUUGAGAAGAAAGCGAGUGUUCUGUCCGCA
This is a messenger RNA of Setaria italica (foxtail millet), 1013 nucleotides long. RefSeq names its product chaperone protein dnaJ 11, chloroplastic. The transcript has a single exon. The coding region runs from base 131 to 616 and encodes 161 amino acids. Lineage: Eukaryota; Viridiplantae; Streptophyta; Magnoliopsida; Poales; Poaceae. The record is from RefSeq and is a predicted model, not a curated record.